UUGAAAGUGAGACCACCUGUGGACGGGAGGGGACAGCUGAGCAGCUACAGACAACAAAGUGGUCACAUUCAUCCUCCUCAUCAUCACAGCAGAAGAAGAAUGGCUGCGCCUCAGAAAGGAGAUCUGUCAGAAUCUGAGAGGAAAAUCCUACAACUUAUUGAUGCUGGUGAUGUAAAGGAAGUCGAUCGGCUGCUGGCCAGCAACGCAGUCAGAGUCAACUGCUUGGACGAGUACGGCAUGACUGCACUGAUGCAUGCAGCGUACAAGGGCAAAGAGGACAUGUGUCGUUUGCUGCUGCAGCACGGCGCCGACGUGAACUGUAACCAGCACGAGUAUGGAUACACUGCUCUCAUGUUCGCUGGCCUGUCAGGGAAAACUACCAUCACCUCUAUGAUGCUGGAAGCAGGAGCAGAGACAGACGCAGUGAAUUCCGUGGGUCGCACCGCAGCUCAGAUGGCAGCGUUUGUGGGCCAGCACGACUGCGUGACAGUGAUCAACAACUUCUUCCCUCGGUCUCGACUGGAGUUUUACACCAAGCCACAGGGGCAGGAGAAGGAGCCCCUGCUGCCGCCAGUACUGGCAGAACCACUGCACAAGAUCAUCAUGACCGCCAACCUCAACCCGGUCAAGAUAGUCAUGCUGGUGAAGGAGAACCCCGUGCUGGUGGACAUGGCCGCUCUGGAGAAGUGCUACCAGGUCAUGAACCUGCUGUGUGAGCAGUGCGUGAAGCAGCAGGACAUGAACGAGGUGCUGGCCAUGAAGAUGCACUACAUCAGCUGUGUUCUGCAGAAGUGCCUGGCGUUUCUACAGAAACGGGACGACAAGCUUGACGCACUUGUCAAGAGUCUGUUGAGAGGCAGAGAGAGCGACGGCUUCCCACAGUACCAGGAGAAGUUCAUUCGGGACUGUAUCAAGAAGUUUCCUUACUGCGAGGCCACUCUCCUUCAGCAGCUGGUGAGGAGCAUUACACCGGUAGAGAUUGGCAACAACCCAACGGCAUACUCAGUGCUGACCCAGGCCCUCACAGGUCAGAUGGCGUUUGUAGAUGCUGACUAUUGUGUCACAUGUGGUGAGAGGGGAGCGGACAAGAGGUGCUCCCUUUGUAAAGCAGUCACUUACUGCAGCCUGAACUGCCAAAAGCUUCACUGGUUCACCCACAAAAAGAUGUGCAGGUCUCUGCGAGAACAGGACGCAGACCUGGACAAGGACACUCCAAGAUUGAAAGAACUCAAAGAUGACGAAAGCGACCUGGUGAUGGAGACGGCCAACUUUCUGCAGGAGCUGGUUCUGCGGGCGGAGGAGAAGGUGGCCGCGGCUGCGGGAGGUUGUCCUGCAGAGAUGCUCGCCUGUCCCUCCACCUCCACUGAGGGUCAGUCCUUCACCCGAGACUGAGCCGAGAGGACUGCACAAGUAUCAGUGUGUGUGAACAAUUCUGAGUCUGUGAAUCUUCACAAAAAUAAUAAUAAUAUAAAGUUUAAAUCCUGGCUGAGGAGAAACCAGUGCGUCAGCAGGAAAACUAAAGCUGUUCUUGGUAACUUGCAAAAACAACAGUAUGAGUAAUAAGCCUGGUUAGUGAUACGUGGAUACAAAGAGGCUAUUAACUUUUCUGGGAAGAGACUGUGUUGUCUCUAAACUGAGGCAUCUCGACAUUCUCUUUCCUGUGUGUCAAAUUUUUGAUUUUGAGAUUGUGUUUUUUUCCCCCAUAUUCUUUUCCUUUAA
Messenger RNA from Solea solea (common sole), 1719 nucleotides. Its product is annotated as ankyrin repeat and MYND domain-containing protein 2-like. The record is from RefSeq and is a predicted model, not a curated record. NCBI's taxonomy places the organism in Eukaryota, Metazoa, Chordata, Actinopteri, Pleuronectiformes, Soleidae. The transcript has 10 exons. Gene Ontology annotation, molecular function: protein binding. Gene Ontology annotation, biological process: regulation of smoothened signaling pathway. Bases 100 to 1392 code for a protein of 430 amino acids.